UGUAAAGUAAUAUGUACAGGGUGCGCCAUCUUUUAUGUAGAUGGCAUCCCUGCCUCUCUCCCGCGGCCACUCCGCCUACUCAUCCUCCUCCUCAACAUCCGGCACCACCUCUUCGGACUCGGAGGAAGGCGGUGCCAACUCUCAUCAACCAGGCCCCAACGGAGGCGGAACCAACUCCACGACAGCCACUGGUGGGGGUAGUGGUACCGCCCCAACUGCAGAAGGCGGGGAAGAUUCUGAUGAUGCGGACAGCGCCAUGUUGGCCAGCUGCAGUUUGCAGGAGAUACGGCAGGAGGACCUGGCGGCCAUAUUGCCGGAUCAGCAGGAUGUGGAUGCGUUCAACGAUUUUGAUGAGUGCAGAGAGGAUAAGAGGUCGCCGGCUGGGGCGGAUCUGUCGGGGGAAGGUAGCGACAUGGAGCUUCCCCAACAAGCCGUCAACGCCCUGAUCCAACGUACAACCGAAAGCUCCAGCGAAGGGGAGACUCACGCUCCUCCUCCACCAAGCAGCCUCUACGCCAACAGCCUCCUCCAACAGUUCGUCGCUCAAACUCAAAUGCUGAACGCGCCCUGUCCUCCCAUACCAGUUACGGAAGCUUUGAAACCCCCGGUGCUGCCAUCCAGCAAUGGCGAAACGCAAAGCAAGAAGGCGGAGGAAGAUAACGGGAGGAAGAGGAGAGGUAGACCGAAGAGGGAGACCAAGGUGGUACCUGAGAAGGCGCAGGAGUAUUGUACGAAUCCGAACGUGUCGCCGGAUUCAGGGAUUCAGAAUAGUCCGGACCAUGUGUCCAGUCCGGAGCCGACCAUGUCGCCAAAUGUCACCCAGAAGAAGCCUCAGAAAGAAGAACCCAAAAAAGUAGAAAAACCCCCAGCAAAGAAUCUAAGAAACGAGAAAUCAACAAGCAAUAACAAUAACAAAAACAACAAAGCUACCGUACUUAAACCAGCUCCGACUAACAAUAAAGUGCCUGCAACAACCCUCAAUAACAAAACAUCUGCGCCCAACAACAAACUGGCUGUCACAGCGAAUCGUUUUGAUAGAAUGAUCUACGCUAACUCAGAUAAGGUUCUUUAUCCUCCCAGAAGGAAAGGAGGUAGGACUACUGCUAACAAGAAACCUCCUGGGAGGACAGUCAGGUCAAAACAACCUGUUACGUCAACAUCUGUAUCUACUGAACCGGUUAAACCUGUUGAAAACAAAGCUACAUCAAUCCUAGAAAAGCAAACAAAGACUGCUAAAAGUAAAGUGAGAACGAGACCAGUGCUUAGUACAAAAAAUAAGUUAGAAACUAAAGCGAAGUAUCAAACCUUAAAGGUACCCAAACUAAUGCAUAGCAAGCACAAGCACAAGAAACACAAAAAAUACAAGUUCAAGAUUCUGAAGCCAAUUGGUGAAAACAGCCCUAAGAUCAAUAUAGAAAUAGAUAAGUUGAUUGCAGAUUUCGUGAAAUGUUGCGCGAUAGCUACUAAACAACCGAAGGAAAAUGUUCCUGAACAGUUCCUGAAAACGCUGAAGAAGGUCACGAAGAAACGAAAAACAGCGGAAUAUUCAGAAAAAAAGAAAAAGAAGCAAAGCGUAAGCACCACAGUCGCUAAAGUGAGUAGCAAUGACCAGCGGUUGCCGUUGAAGAAAAGACACUAUCAUCUUCUGAGCAACAAUGAUAACAAGAGUGAAGUUGACAUUGAAAUGAAAACAGAAACUGAGGAAGAAAUCAAAGGUGAUAAGGCUAAAGUCAAACCGAAGGUUGCUAACAACGUAACUAAGAUGGAGACUGAAGAUGAUAAAGGUGACAAAGGCAAGACGAAAUCUAAAGUUGUCACAAAUACUCCGAAGGCGGAGGUUCAGAAGGUGCCAGUUAAUGCUAAGUAUGUGCCCGUUAUUAAAUCGAAUACCAGUGUUAAAGCAGCCAGUAUUAAUAAUAAUGAAUAUGAAUCUAAAGAAACAAAGGUUAAAGUUGUGGUUAGUCAUAUUGAUGAAGCUAUAGAAGCGUGUAUUAAUAAGUUUGCUGAUGAGAAAGUAGAACCUAAGACAGAAACCAGUGAUGACAAAGUGAAUACAAGCAAUAAUUCCAUAACGGCAACUACGCCUAAGAAGCGUCAUAGAUUGGAAAUGGCAAACGCGGCGGAAAAGGCGCCCUCUUUGGUGAAGGAUGUACAGGAUGUUGUUAGUGAAGAAAAAGCGAAACCGAAGAUCAGCAUAGAAUCUUAUAUAUCGGAAUUGAAGGCUAAGAGGAGUACGGUAGUUAAGGCAGUGGCUGAGGAAAAGAAGGUUGCUGUGAAGGAGGAGACGAAGGUGUCUGAGGGCAACGAAGAGACGUUGAAGUUGACUCCAGAGUCGAAGAAGAAGGUCAGAAAGAGGCGGGCUAUCAAUAGAACGGGCUUCCCUACGGUUAAAAAGAAAAAGAAGAAAAUACAACCUGCUGAAACGUCUGCAAGUGUUGUAUCUCGAUCAAUGGAACCCCGUCCGAAUUCUUGUGACCGUGUGCCUAAACAAGGAGAGGAAUAUACAAAGUUUGUGGAACGAACAGAAAAUGUACCAGACAAAGAGUGUGCAGAGGACAGUAUACUCUCUAUUAACAGAACUAUCGAUGACAGCUCCAAGUGGGAAACGAUGAGCGAGUGUGAAAGUUUGCCGCAGGACGAAAGAACAGAGUUUGACGAAGACUGUAGAGACCGAAUGACUUUGAGGAACAGGGACUCGUCUCCAGCAACCUCUGUUGAUACCAGAUCGAGUGAGCGAAGCAAAGCAACCGGCGAUGACCUAGAUCUGUCCCUCUCUCACAGCAUAGAACGCCUCCGAUCCCGUUUGGAACUGCGCAAGAAGCGGAAACGGAUGCGAGAAAGAGACAGCGGCACGUACCCUAAGCGGCGACCAAGUAGCGCGGAAUCUCCGUACAUCAACUCUUUGAAAGAAGAUCGAGCUUCUGCAUCUGGAGAUGAGAGGAGAAGCAGGAAGUCGCUGGCGCCUAGGUGGAGGAAGAAAUAUCUUGUUGCUGGACUGUUUUCGGAUUAUUACAAGGAAGACGAUGAAACUGCAAGACUUAAAAGACAAGAAAAUGCCCAGAAAUCAUCAAGGUUAGUGUAUAAUCCAGAAGAGCAUCCGUAUGGUCUCUUACCACCGCCUUACCACUGUGGAAAAUAUCUAAGGUGCAGGAAGAUACCAUUCCAACUUCCAUAUGAUCUAUGGUGGCAGCAUACCCAUUCUCAGUUGCCAGGCCGCGAUGUAGUACCAUCCUGGAACUACCGCAAGAUCCGCACAAAUGUGUACACAGAGAAAUCCACCACAACUUUAGGUUCCUGCGAAUCGCAGACUUGCAACUGUCGCGCUCCGUCCGGCAGUACUGGAAAUACUACCACGUUGGGAUGCGGUGAUGACUGCAUCAAUCGUUUGGUUUUGUCAGAGUGCCCACCUGCUGUGGGGCAUCGGUGUAAGAACCAAAGGAUACAGAGACAUGAGUGGGCGCCGGCUUUGGAGAAGUUCAUGACCGAGGACAAAGGUUGGGGCGUGAGAACCAACCAAGCGAUAAAAUGCGGCGAAUUCAUCCUGGAGUACGUCGGCGAAGUUGUGUCCGACGAUGAGUUCAAACGACGUAUGGCCUCGAUCUACGUCAACGACACGCACCACUACUGCCUUCACCUGGAUGGAGGUCUUGUCAUCGACGGUCACAGAAUGGGAGGCGAUGGACGGUUCGUCAAUCACAGCUGUCAACCGAAUUGCGAGAUGCAAAAGUGGUCUGUCAACGGCCAGUUUAGGAUGGCGCUCUUCGCUCAGAGGGAUAUACAGGGUGGUGAAGAGCUGACAUACGACUACAACUUCUCCCUGUUCAAUACCGCCGAAGGCCAAGAAUGCAAAUGCGGCAGCGACAUGUGCCGCGGCGUGAUCGGCGGCAAAUCUCAGCGCGUACGUCAACUUCCCGAACAAGCUCCUGCGCAAAAGAAUCCGGGAAGGGUGGGAAGACCCAGGAAGACGGAGGCAAGGAAGAAAGGCGUGGCUCAGAAGAUGACCACCAAGGAAGUGGAGAAGGCCACCAGUGCUAACACGCAAGUGCUGCCGUUGAUGCAGUUGAAGCCGAUGAGUCAUCAGCAGAAGUGUUUCAUUCUGGAAAGGCACUGUUUCCUACUACGAAACCUCAGCAAAGUCCGGAAGGUCAGAGAUCGAACAUUGAGCACGGUCUCCCAAAACAAUCGAGCCCAAACAGCCACGCCGACAGACUCUAGUACGUUUGUGAACCAUCUGAAUGCAUUGCAGAAGCCCAGGAACAUGAAGACUAGACGAUUGGCGCAAGCAGAGGAUGAUCCAGAACUCAACAAGACCGUUAAGUUGGCGGCCUUGCUGAAGGAGAUUUGGACCAAUGUGACUACUGCUAACGACGAAAAGGGCGAACCUCUCUCCGCGCCCUUCAUGACGCUACCAUCAAAACGCAAACUACCUGACUUCUACACGCGCAUCCAAUCUCCUAUCGACCUAACCACUCUAGAGCAAAACAUCGCCACUGGAGCGUACAAAACUCCCUCGGCCUUCGACGAUGAUUUCAACAAGGUGUUCAGGGACUACGUGCGCUUCUAUGGCAGGACCAGUGAGAUCGGAGUAGCGGCGGCCAAGCUGAAGAAGGUCUACGUUGAGAGCAAGAAGCAGAGCCUGGCCAAGUUCGAGGAUGUUAUUGGGGAGAAACCGCCACCGAAUUUCGUGCCUAAUAGGAGGAAAAGUGAAGAGGAAGACAUCAUCCGCUGCAUCUGCGGUAUCCCAAGGGACGAAGGUCUGAUGAUCCAGUGCGAACGUUGCCUAGUCUGGCAACACUGUGAAUGCGUCAAAGCUGACGUUUCAGCGCCCAGCUAUCAUUGCGAAGUUUGUGUUCCAAGAGAGGUGGACUACGAGAUACCCAUGGACGAAUAUACAGAGCAUGGACACCAGUUCUUUAUGACUCUUAUGAGAGGGGAUUUACAGGUAAGGCAAGGCGACACAGUGUACGUCUUGAGAGAUAUACCAAUAAAGGGCACGGAUCGUAAGCAUACCUACGAUACAAUAGGGCAUGUGGACCCUGGAGAGCUGGAUAUCUUCAGGAUAGAAAGGUUGUGGAAAGAAAAAGAUACGGGGAGACGAAUGGCUUACGGACAUCAUUAUCUUAGACCGCACGAGACCUUUCAUGAGCCUACAAGAAAGUUCUUCCCGAAUGAAGUAAUGCGAGUGCCUCUCUACGAAGCUGUACCGAUCGAGCUGAUCAUCUCCCGUUGUUGGGUGCUGGACCCCAACACGUACUGCAAAGGAAGGCCAGUGGGCUCCCAACCUGAACAUAUUUACAUCUGCGAGAACAGAGUUGACAAGGGGGCGAAGAUGUUCAGUAAAGCUGCGAAGUAUCCUGUUUGCACUAAGAGCUUCGCCUUCGAAAGAUUUGAAUCAAGACUGAAGAUCAGCAGGACUUACUGUCCCCAUGACGUUGACGCAUCUCUGAUCAAAUCAAAUGCACGACGUCAAAAACAAAAUGAGGACAACUCGAAUAAGAAUACAAACAACAAGGAGGUGAUAACUAUAGUGCCUGCGACACCUCCUGUUGUGAGGACUCGGCUGGAGCAAAAAACAAGACUCAACAAAAUACUUUUGAAUCUCUUGAGCAAGAUGCCUACAAAGCAGGUGCUUGAUGUCUCUUAUCUCUUAGAGGGUGGUAGAAGACGAAAGAAACUGAACGACAAUACUAACAAGCAGUGAUUGUCGUGAAAUGGGUGAUAUAUUUAGAUAUUUCUGUUUGCGUUGUGUGACAGGAGAGAAGUAAGAGCGCUUUUGAUCUUUUUUUAUAUUCAACUGAAUCUCAAACACUGCACUUUAGUAUAAAGCUUGGAGCAUUGGUCGCUUGGAACGCUAAUAUCGCGCACUUCUGUAUAGAGUAAAAUGCUUCUGAUAAGUAUAAUGCAAGUAAAGUUAUGUAAAUACCAAAGGCGAAGAUCACUUGAUCUAAAAAGAGGUCAGGGUCGGAGCUUAGGGAUCUACCUACUAAGCUAUACAGGGUGAUUCACAAGUCGUGACCAAAAAUGAAAAAUCAUACACAGGACCGCAUUUUACAUUUCGAUGUAUUUUUCUUUGAGGGAUUGGAAAGAUACGGGGUAAAGUUUAAGAACAAAAGACUUUUUUUAAUAUCUUCAAAACCGUCAACUGGAAUGAACUAAAAUUUGGUUCGAAUUUUACCUUCAAUUUGCUACAAAUAAUUACUCUUAUUGUUUCCUAGAGGGCAUUGUUUUCGUAAAAAUAAAAAAAAAUUAGAUAAUCAAAGCUAAAUUUCGAAAAAUGUUCAAAAAUGCUACCAUUCUGGCGGAUUCCAGUGCGGCAUCUUUUUAAAAAAAUUUUAUGGCUUGAAUUUAAUGAAACGCAUUAUCUAUUCUUUCUUGUAACUGAUCAACAGUAUUAAUUUGUUCAGCAUACGCUAGUUGUUUAAAAGCGCCCCACAAAAAGAAAUCGAGGGCGCUCAAAUCAGGAGAUCUAGCAGGCCAUUGUACGGGUCCGUUUCUGAUAAUCCAUCGUUGUUUAAAAUGAUUAUUUAACACGUUAAACGCCAAGCAAAAUGUUACAAAAAUGUCCAUCAGGCUAGUCAUGUUCCCAACAAAUAAUGUGCCUAAUCUACCGUCUACGUCAAAAGCUGACACAAGACGGGAACAACAUGUACUGAAAAAAAAAGAAGGAAAAUCACAUGAAAUCAGACGGUAUUGUAAAGGAUGUUAUAAUUAAAAAAUGAGCGGUGCAAUACCAAAAAAUAAAAUUCCAAAAGUUACUACAUAUUAUGACAGUUGAGAAGGAAAUCCCCACUUUUGACUUGACUGUUUCGGAACAAGUCAUAAAUAAAUGAAAUUAUCUUGUAUUUUGUAUCCCUGUAUCAUAAUUUAUUAUAUGUAUAUAUAGGGUGGCCCAUCCAGGUGUGGAUGGAAUAUUACUCAUAAACAAAUACAUUUUGGAAAAAUCUAUUAUACAGGGUGUCCCAAUUUUGACCUACAUAUCAAAGGUGUGAUUUUUUAAAUGGAAGGCCUAAAAUUUUAUUGCAUAUUUGGAUAAACCAAUUGACAAGAAGAAGAUUCAUAUAACAUAGUAUGGGGUUUUAGUAAUUUCCUACUUACACACCUCAGCUUGUUACUUUUUCGAAUUUUUUAUUUUUGCUUAUACAUGGUGGUCAAAAACGCGAAUUGUACUUUUUAUAAAAAUAUUCAAAUGAAAGUUUGGAUUCAAUUUUUUAUAAGCUUUUUUGUAUAAGGUUUGAUUUAGACAAAAUCACUAGAUUUUGAGUUAUUAAGCUUUUAAUAGAACAACACACCAAAAUUAAAUAUGGACCUCUGGCUGGAGUCAUCGUGGAAAUAAAUUAAAUACCAUGUGGGUGUCAUGACGAACAUGCGGAGGGGCACCGCCAUGCUGAUACCAAAUUCGUACUCUCGUUGCUAAUGGAACAUCAUCUAACACAUUUUCUAUGUAAUUCUCUAUAAAAGCUAAGUGUGAGUUUGCAUUUGAACGUUGUGGCAAUACGUGCAUAAACAGUUGGCUAUUGAAAAUGCCGCACCAGGCAUUUCUAGAAAAUCUGUGUUGAAACGAGUGGAUUCUAACAGAACGGGGAUUUUCUAAUGACCAAAUAUGUUCAUUAUGCGAAUUCCACUCCUCAUAAAAAGCGAUUCAUCUGACCACAAAACCAAAUCAAUAAAAUAUGCAUUUUGAUUAUGCAUUUGCAGUAACCGCUCACAAAAAUUUCGUAAUUGUACUUCGGUGCCGGGUUGCAGACAUUGCACAUUUCUAAAUUCCAUUUAACAACACUGAAAAAUGGAAAAAAGAAACUUUUGACUUCUACAAAAAAAUAGUAGUAACGAUAACAAUCGUAUAACACAUAACUUUGACAAACUAUCUUCCAAGAAACGUCAAGCUGGUAUUAAGGCCUCCUACUUUAUUUUGAAACUUUUAUCGCGGCACUUCAUGAAUGAUCUAAUUUGUUUUGUUUUUAUUUUUACGAAAACAGUGCACUCUGGAAAACAAAACAAGAGUAAUUGUUUGUAGCAAAUUGAAGGUAAAGUUGCGCGUUUCAAAAAGAACAGUGGCGUGCUAUUUUUAUUUGAAAGAAUAGUAUCACUAAUCCCCUGUAUCUGCGCCACUGGUGCACGUAAAACUUUUCAGUUGACGGUUUUGAAGAUAUCAAAAAAACUGUUUUUUAUUUUUAAACUUCAGCACCCUGUAUCAUUUUAAUGAAGCCCUCGAGGAAAAAAUUAAACAUCAUACACAGGACGUAUGAUGUUUCAUUUUUGGUCACAACUUGUGAAUCGCCCUGUAUAAUUUAAAAUGUCAUAAUAAAAAAGUCAGGCGGAUAGGGAUUGUCAAAUCUACGAAUACGUUUUCCGCUCUUUUUCCGUCAGUUGCAUAUUUAUACCAUAUAGAAGUGAGAAUCUAGCGCUUUUCGGUAAAUUCCCUUCUGUCACAGAGUUGUUUCAAAUAUAUAGAUUGAAGACUUGUCCUAUAAAUUUGACAUGGUCAAAAUUGUCGGGAAAGCUUUGGUCCUGUUCUGUUUUUCUUGAUUCAUAAUUUUAAUAACUAGUCAUAGUAAUUGUUAGUUAUUUGGUCUUGAGUUUCUGUCCAUUAUUUAUUUGUACAUAGAAAAAAGAGUAAAGUUGUUGCUAAUAUAUAUUUUUGCAAGGUUUUUUAAAAAAAGUUAUUCCGUUUGAAAAAAAUAGUGGUGGGUAUUUGGGAGAAAUACUUUUAAGCAAUUGGGUACAAAUUGUAUUGUUAUUUUAUAAUCGACUUUCUAAGAAAAUUGGAAGAUUUUCAACGUCCAUUGCUUUUGAUUUUUUUUUGUACAUAUGGCCAUUUGCAUCAGUAUUAUACUUUAUAGCAUUAUAGCAUGUUAAAUAAAAUAAUUAUUUCACUUAAAUAGGCGAUAAGGUGCUGUAAAAUGUGUGGGAAUUGGUUAUUAAGGGUAACGUUACUAAAUAUGACAGAAUGUAGUGAUAAUAUUCACUCAAUUUUGCUUCUGGCAUAAUAACAAGAAGUGAAUGUUACUAAGAAUUAUCCAAAAAUGAUAUGAUUUUCCUGGCGGCUAAUUCUUCAAACUAGAAAGUAUAAUAUCUGGUAAAGUGAGCGUGGUUCUGUAAUCUUUCGGGGAACUAUAUUCCUGACCACUGAUAGUAGAGGCGCUCCUGGAGACUAUUCUCGGAGUGAGAAACGCUCGUUGUCCAUCACAACGUUCCUCCUAAGAAGGAAGUUAUCUUUGUGAUGAGACGGUUAAUAAUAUGAAGAACCUAGGCACAUAUUAUAAUAAAUUACGUAGAAAAUGCAACACUGACUAGGAGUUUUUAGUCUACUGAUAAAUAGAAAGUGAUCCAAAUUUUAACUAAAAAUUUUGCAAAAUAGCUGAGAUAUCUCACCUUAAUGUUAAUAAUGUGUUGAAUUUCUGUCUUUGUUUAAGCACAGAUAAACAUUACAUUUUUUGCAGUUUAUAUAACUUUUUGCACCGCAAGUAUAUUUGCAUCGUUGUCUCUCCAUACACCAUAUUGGAAGAUGACCAUAUCCAUCUGCUCGAACAUCUUGCAUUGGAACAUCAGUCGCUGGACCCCUUUUUGCCCUAUUUUGUGAAUUUGCCAUAGCUUCACUUGGACGGCCUCUUUUUCUAGUAAAUCUGGAUUUAUUGACGUUACACAAGCAUUCUGCUACUGCCAUUUUGAAAUCUACUAAAGCUAAAUCACUGAACUCAUUGCCACUUCUUCUCCAGAGUAUCCAUGCAUUGACAGUCAUCAAAUCAAUAAUAUGAAAAAAUAUGCGCAUGUACCAUUUUCGAUCUGAUUUUGAUUCUACAGUAUCCCAGCAUGGAGUCCAGCAGGUACACACCUCCCAUAUACUUGUUGUAUAAUGUUAUAGAUUUUGGACAUGGUAUCAUUAUAUGUGUUUUAUCCUUUUUUUAAAAUCGCUUGACCUCGGCUGUUGGCGUACUUCCAGCAUAUGUCGAUAAAGUGCUAAGUAGAACGGGCAAGGUUCUAAUUGAAGCACGAUUUAUCAAGUGAGGUUUAAUAAGCUCGGUGCUCAGUGCUUUUAGAUAAAGCCGCCGAUCCAUUCUAUUGUUUGUAUUAGAAUAAAAAAUAGCAUCAGUUUCAUGGAAUGUGGAUAACAAGAGAACGUUUUUAUUUUUCUUUGGAACGUAUGAUAAAAGUACGCAAUAUUUUCCAUUAGCCAAAGAUGAUACUUUUCUGCUUUCUUCCCUUGGGGGUAAUAAAAAGAGGUGGAAUUGCCGCCUUAUUUUUUCUAAGGGUUCCUACCAACGUUGUGUUAUAAUUUUGAAGCAAGUCAACAGCUAAUGGAAUAGAGGUACACUAGGUGGUGAAUGAUCUAACUGAUAAUCACCUUCCGGCUGCUUUCUGGCAUAAAUUUCCAUCUUUGAAGUGUAAAAUGUGCGGGAAUCUACAAGUGCAAAGAUUUUGAUUCCAUAUUUAGCCGGCUUACUAGGAAUAUAUUGCCGGAAAUUGCAUUUUCCGCGAAAGCCUUCAAGCAUCUCAUCAAUACAACAAUAUUCUCCAACUUGAUAAGAAGAAGAGCACCUUUCAACAAAUUCACUAAACACCUUUCUUAUUGGAGCCAGCUUGUCAGACUUCUGCUGUUCUACUCUAUCGUGAAUAUUGUCAAAACGUAGCGCUCGAAGCAGGGUGUACAAUCGACUUUUCGACAUAACUGUACGAUAACAUUCCGGCGCUUUUCCAUCUGUCGCCCAAAGAUCUUCAAGGUUCACAUGGGAUGCCUUUGAAAUGCCGGCAAGAUAUAAUAAACCAAAUAAAGCCAUUACUUCUUCGAUAUUUGUAGCACCUACAUCUCGCUCUCGUGAAUAUUUACUUCGCAUCUUUUCCAAAUAUGUGUUUGUGUGUUGAACUAUUUCGGCGAUUGUUUCGUUAGGAAAAACAAACUCCAACAGUCACUUGGCGUAUUUCGAUUUUUAGCACACACAUUGGCGUACCUCCGGCGAUUGAUAUUACAAUCUGAAUUAGCACAACCUUAUAGAAGAAUACACAAAUGGAAGAAGCCAAAUGUAUUUUUUUAACUUGUAAAUUUCAAAAUGAGCGCUGCGCUCAUAACGCGAGCAAUGGCGGGUUUUAAGUACUAGUUGCCUAAAGUAACGAUACUGUCGCUCUGUAGUCUAUCUUCGACGUCCAGUGCCUCUAACUCGUCGAUCUCGGCCUUCUUGGAACCACGCUCAAGAUCAUCUCAUUAGAGUAGCUUCGUUUCGAUUCACCCGAUUAGCAAUUUCUCUAAAAGAAAAUUCGGCUUCAAGUAACCCGAUAUCCGACCCCUCUCAAACUCGGAAAGUUGAGUGAAAUGAGCGCGUCUGCGAUCUCUAGGCAUUAUAAUGCAAUGAAACAAAUGAAACCAUCAGAAGAAUCGCUGAAUAUUAAGUAAACAUGGGUUCUGUUGCGUCUUGUAGAACUUCGGAUUACACUGUUUUUCCACUUGAAACUUAUAGAGGGUAGUCAGAUAUAUUAUUUUAAAACAAGAAAAGUGUGGAUGAAGCACUCUUUUUUUCAUGAUUUUUUUCCCAAACCACUGUAUUUUUAGCAGUUUUUCCACAAUUAACUCCACCGCCAUCUGCCACAUGACGUUGACGUCUGUGCAUAUGUCACAGUCACGAUACACAUACACUGAAGAUAGGAUAUUGCGCAUAUGGGCGGAGCUUCGUUACGUCACCCGGUGAGUUGUCGUAACGUUACUGCAGUUCACGUUUAUCGUGGUUAAUACUAUGCAGUGCGAUUUGUUGGUGGUUUUGUGGCCUGUUCUAUUAGUUAUACAUACUUUAUAUAGCCUGUGUGGUUGAUAAAUUGUUAAAAAUGCUGUGUGCUGUUGUAAAAGUUACCGUGCUGUAAAAGAUGAUGCCAUUCCUAUGGAAAAUUUACCCAAGUCUCUAUCGUCACCUGGACCAUCUACAUCUGUUGAUGGGGAAAAGCGGAAAAGUGCUUACGAGAAAAGGCAAAGGGCUCAACUUAUCCCCUAGAGUUUAAGUAGAGGAUAAGGUCAUAUAUUUUGGGGCGAAACGAAGGCACAUACUCAGAGUGUUGCAGCGUAGAGGAAGAGGAUACGCCGGACAUUCCACUAACCGCAUCAUUAACGAAUAAACGGAAUGCUCUUGGAGUAUCAGCUGACUAUAACGAGGAAGUUUUAGUGGAAGAAAUGGAUGAGCUCGAGUAUGAUGGGCUGAAAAAUUUGGCCGGCUUUGUUUGCCAUAAAUUGCAGGAUGAGAGGUUGAAAAGUUCCUCGAAUUAAACUUACUCCUGGAUAGACCAUCUUAGUGAGAGUGGAUUAUCAAAAAUUAAGCUUAAUAAGGUGCUUACUACAUUCAAUGGGGACGAAAUAGUGACAGAAAAGCAAAAUUUUAUAGGCGAACUUCAGUUGAAGAGCAGCAACAUUGACUGCCCUGAAAAAGCUAAGAAACUAUUUGUUGUUCUUCCGGAUCAAAUAAUUGAGUAAAAGUUUGAAAGACCAGAAAAAUCGUGAAAGGAAAUGGAGAAAAGUUAUGGCUUAGACUAAGGGCCCUAUUUCACCGGGACACCAUGGCGGCGCAACCAGUCGCACAACCGUGGUGUCUUGAAGCUACCAAACCCGAGACACCGACUACGGCCACAGUAUCAAAAUGAACGUCGAAGAGUUAGCACUGUUGCUGUAUAUACGAAGGAAAAGAAAGUUAAAAAGAAAAAGAAAACAGUGGUGGAUUCAUCCUUACUUAGCCGAUCGCACUAAGAAAGGACAAUUUAUCAACAUAUACGAAGGUCUGAGAAGAUAUCCAGAUAAGUUUUUUAACUAUGUCAGAAUGUCCAUGAGGUCCUUUGACGAGUUAUUGACUCUGUGCAGAUAUGAUUUAUUGAAACAAGAUACAAUAUUAAGAAAGUCUGUCAGUCCCGAAGAAAAGUUAUUUGUAACAUUAAGGUAAGUUAAAACAAAUAAUGAACUUUUUUAGUAGGUAAGUUUUAUUAAAGAAUGUGACUGAACAAACAAUUCACGAACAUUUUUUUGGAGUUAGUUACUACAAUUUUGAGUGUUAAACAGUUCCAUAUAUGGUUCCGAGUCCAGUGAAUCAGGUGUAUCGCUUGGAGAACUUGUAUACAUUAUUGUAUUCAAAGAAUUAUAUCCAGGACUAUUUGUAAUAGUUUCAGUCGGAUAAUUCGUGGUGCGCGGUUGCGUCGAAGAACCAGGAUGAUAGUUGCCUUGACUAACCAGUCUACCACCUGAAUUAGCUUGUGAAGUAUGCCGAAAUGAACGAUCAGCAUAAUCAAACGUCAUGUAACCAGAAUAAUCUGACGCAUCGUUCAACAAAGUUAGCAUCUUUAUCUUGGUAGCCAUUUUAACUUGAACAGGCAGAUUUUUUAGUGUGCUCAACAAUGACAGCAGAAAUAAUCGAUCUUCAUCGGUCUCUGCUGUUUCACGUAGUAUCUGCUCUGAUGUCUCACGUUGUCUCUGCUCAAUAGAAUUAUUUAGAGUUCGUACAAAGGGAUCAUCAUCUUCAGCCAAUUGCCGUUUACGUUUGAUGGUAGCUUUUUCUUUAGAACGCUCACGUACUUCAGUGCUCUCCGAAUUUUCUUCUUCGUCAUCUUCUUUUUCUCUGAUAGCUACUACUUUUUGUAACUGCUUAAAGUAUAUGUAUUCGCUUUUGCGGUUAGUGGCUCCAGAACCAGACUUUAAAUUUUUUGUCUUUUGACUUCCCGAGAAUAGCAUGAUCUUAUACUUUUCCACCAAACCUGAAAAGAAAUGAUUAGUAGUUAGUAUUUCUCUGAAUUUAACUUAUGGUGUGUUUUUUCUUGGGAUUUAUUUUAGUACCAAUCAAUUAUUUAUUAAUAAAAAAACAUAUAUUUAUAUAUUAUAUAAAACAUAUAUUUCUCUGAAUUACAGGUACUUCGCUAGUGGAUGUACAAUGAGGGAAUUGCAUUAUAAUUAUCGUCUAGGACAAACAACUUUAAGCACAAUAAUUAAAGAAGUGUGUGCCGUGAUUUGGGAUAAGUUGCAAACAUGUUUAUCACUUCCAGCCUCUGCAAGUGACUGGAUCAAAACAGCAGAUGAUUUCGAAAAGCAUUCGAACUUUCCACACUGCCUGGGUAGUAUCGAUGGGAAGCACAUUAGACUGAUUCAACCUGCUGAUUCUGGUUCAUUAUGUUAUAACUAUAAACACUUUUUUUCAAUGGUGCUGCUUGCUGUAUGUGACGCUAAUUAUAAUUUUAUGUACAUAGACGUAGGUGCCUAUGGGAAAAGUAGUGAUUCAGCAAUAUUCCAAGAAACUGACUUUUAUAAGAAGCUCAUGAGCAAUACUUUAAAUAUUCCAGAGCCCCUUCAAAUUUCGGAAAAUAGCACAACGCUUUUUCCUUACGUAUUUGUAGGCGACGAAGCAUUCGGGUUGAGCACAAAUGUCAUGCGCCCAUUUGGAGGGAACAACCUCAGCGUCGACAAAAAAAUUUUCAACUACAGACUGUCGAGAGCGCGCCGUUACAUCGAGUGCACUUUUGGAAUUUUAACCAACAAAUGGAGAAUUUUCCACAGGCCAUUGAAUGUCCACACCGAAUUAGCAAAAUCAAUUGUGAGAACAUGUUGUGUGUCUCGCACAAUUUUGUGCGUGCUAGAGAUGGGUAUUCAUAUGAUGAUACUCUGACAGUAACCGGUUUUGAAACUAUAACACAGCGACAUUUUACUAGAGGAGGACGUGCUGCUACCACAACUCGAGAUAACUUCAUGAAUUAUUUUGUAAAUGAAAACCCACUUUCAUGGCAAAAUAAUUGUAUUAAUUAAUAAAAAUAUAAUAUUCCUUACUUACCUAAGUCUUUUUUUUGUUCAACUGUUUGCCCCUCUCCUCCAUAUAAAUCUACAAUUUCUUCCCAACAUUUCUUCUUCAAAUCUCUAUUAGAGUAAUCUGCUGAGGAACUAUCCCAAAUUGAUGGUCUAUUUUGAAUAUCAAUAAUAAAUUUUUCAGUAUCGAAAUUAUCCAUCAUGCACGUUUGCAAACUAAAAAGUUGACAUAUUCAGAAUUAUCGCGUCGUUAGCAGCGCGACUGGCGGCCGAGUGAGUGAAACACCAUAGAGCCCAAUACGAAGUAGUGGUGGUGCGACCAGCUUGGCGGAGCUGCCAGUAAUCUUUCGAGCACACGUAGUGUUGGUCGCUCCGCCAAACUGGUUGCGCAACCAAGCGGACACCAGGUGAGAUACUCUCCAUAGAGCUCUAUAUGUCUUGUUGGUAGCGACGACCGGUUGCGCCGCCAUGGUGUCCCGGUGAAAUAGGGCCCUAAGUCAUUGCCAUUUAUUGUUAUACUGCCAGCUUACUGCAAAAAGAUGAUGACUCCAUUUUUCUACUUUUCGGGUCGCGUACAUUUUCACACUAGCAUGUAGUUAGUACUUAGGAUGUUCUGUGAAAUAAGGAUGAAUAAAUGUUGUGCAGUAUUAACGUCAUGAGCAUGUUAAUCCUGCUCCACAGAACAUAUUAAAAUAUAGGUAAUGUAGAAAAAUCUUGUUUUUACAGUGAAGUGACGAUACACGCCCUAUUGUGGAGCUAGACAACCGUUUAAGCUAUAGCCUAUGAGAUAGGAAUUACAAGGUUGAAAUCUUUUAUUUAAAUCCGCCAUUUUGUUUUGUAUAACAUUUUAAUGUAGAUUGUGUCACUCGCACCGCUAAGACGAAUGCAACGACACUUCGUAUGUGAAAAUCCGUCCAGCCGUUUGGUCUGUAGGUGAAAAUAUGCACGUUAUCCUUAUCCGCCCAAAUGAUAAUCACUCUCCGCGUGACGUCAUGCGCACCGGCGGACAAAAAUCGAACAGCGGAGCAUCCGGCACUGUGUCAUGGUAUAUGAGAGGCGCUUGCCUGCAGUGUUGCCAGAUUGGGCUCCGAAUUUAGGGGAAAAUUGGAAAAUUUAUACACGUAUAUUAAAUAAUGAAACAUAAAAACGAAAUACUGAAACAAACAACAGUGGCAAAUUAAAAAGCGAUUCUUAAUAAUUAUAAAACAAAAUAUAACAGUAUUAAACUAAGAAACAAUUGUAAAUAAUUAUAAAAACAGUAAAACAAGAAACAUGUAAUUAUAAAAAACAAAAAACACAGUAAAAUAAAAAGCAAUUCUAAGUCUUAACAAAAAAUAAGAACAGUAGUAAAACAAAAAAAAAAAUUUCAUGUGAUUAUAAAAAACAACAAACGGUGAAAUAAGAAGCAAUUCUAAGUGAUAACAAAAAAAGUAAAAACAGUAAAUUAAAAACAAAUCUAAAAACUUAAAUCAAUAGAAAGUGUUCAAUACUAAAAGGUAUACUUUGCGGCAAUUUGUCGCAAUAUAUUUUUGGAUCGGCCUCCGGGUCCAUGACCAUAGAGCCUUCACCAAAUGGACUGGUCAAUAUAUUCGGGUAAAUGAGGCGACUGCAUGACACCCAGCCGCCUCAAAAGUAGCUUUAAUCUAGAUCAGUGCCCUUCAAUUUCAUUAGCGCACAAGCUGUCACCGGAUCCACAAAUUCAGUGUGUGGUUCACUGUUUUAUGGAUGUAGGGGAAACCCCUCCUAGGUUCCCCAAGCGAUUGUAGCAAGCAAUGGGUACUUUGAAGGAAUUUGCAAGUAAUUAAUGCGAUACUGGUAUUUUAUAGAUUCAAACACCGUGAGUCAAUCAGUCGGCAAAUAUACAUCUAUCUUUGCUUAGACUUAGACUAUCGAACACAGAGUACUGGAGGUUUUACGUUUCAAAGAUCUGCUCGGUAUGAGAAUGCAUAGCAAAGGUUCACAAAAAAUUCAUUCAGCGAUAUAAUUGGACUUGCAGGAGAUUUCAAUACUUGUCAUUAUUCAACGAGUAAAAACAAUUAGAACUUUGAAAGUAUCUAAUUGCAAGAAAACACUAUGUACAAUAUUUAUGGUGAUUCACUCGUUUUGGAAAUGUGGCUUUUAUACUUCCCGCCAAUUUUGUGGAUCCGGUGACGGGGUGUCAUACAGUCGCCUCAUUUACCCGAAUAUAUUGACCAGUUGAUUUGCUGGAGGCUCUAUGGUCCUAGACCCAGAGACCGAUUCAAAAAUAUAUUGCGACAAAUUGCCGUAAAGCAAGUAAUAAUAAUAUUGAAUACUUUCUGUUCAUUUUAGUUUUUGGAUUUGUUUUUUAAUUUACUGUUUUUUCGUUAUCACUUAGAAUUGCUUUUUAUUUUCCUGUGUUGUUUUUUGUUUUUUUUUUAAUUACAUGGAGUUGUUUCUUGUUUUACUAUUUUCAUAAUUAUUUACAAUUGUUUUUCAAUUAUUAAGAAUCGCUUUUUAUUUUGCCACUGUUGUUUGUAACAGGCAAGCGCCACAGACGUCAACGUCAUAUGGCAAAUGGCGAUGGAGUUAAUGAUGGAAAAACUGCUAAAAAUACACUGUUUUGGGAAAAAAAUUUCAUGUAAAAAGAGUGCCUCAUCCACACUUUUCUUGUUUUAAAAUAAUCUAUCAGACUACCCUCUUAUAAGUUUCAAGUGGAAAAACAGUGAUAUCCAAAGUUCUACAAGACGCAACAGUACCGUAAACAUGUUCAUAUUGUUCGGAUCCUGAUAUGACAAAAAAAAAGUACGGAAUGCCUUCAAGAUUUCAUUAGCGUAUACUUCCACGGUAGCACACAAGUGUUUGUCAAAAAUCAAUAAAUAAUUCUGUGAGUUGCAUUUUAUUUGCCACUUAUGUAUACAUUCACACUCUUGUCUUAUGAGCGUCAAUAGAAUUUGGAAUAAUUCUACUGCGCUCAAUAAUGGACCCCGUCGUUGUACACUCUGGCCUAAAUAGUUUUUUUUGUAAUAACCAUUUCUCAUACCUGAAAACACUGUAAAUAUUUCCACACGAUCUUCUAAGAUUGCUGAAAAUCAGUGUGUCCGAUUUUAUUGAAGAAAAUAUUUCCCGCAUGUUAGAAAGAGUGAGCCCCACAAGCAUGCGACUGUGGGGGAGGGCUGGGAGCGCGACUUUACUUUGCCGGGCCGCCAAACGUUGCACCAUUCUUCUUGAAUUAUGAUGAAUGAUGGAAAUAAGCAGAACUAUUCCAGGUCAGAAAUUUCAAAAUUUUGCUUUUAUAUUCUGUAUGGCUUAUUGAAGGUCGUCUCGUGCGCUGCAGAAGUAUCCCAUGUCUACGCUGUCGGAGAAUACCGAUUACGGCCGAUUAAAAAUUUAGUCUAUGUCCUGUUGCGCAGAACUGUUUUAUCUGCGUAGGGGUGCAAUUGCCGUUUUUGGUAUGGCAUAGUUCUGCUCUAAUAGGACGAUGGUUUUAUUUUGAGCGUACACAUGUCGAAUCGGCUUAGAAUAAUUGAUUCCGGAUCGGGCUUAACGGUUCUCUGCUUUUACGUAGAACUGGAGGAUCGCCACAAAUCCUGCAACAUUGCGUCAUUGGUUUGACAACACUGCAUCUCGGUACAUUCCAAUGCAGGAUUUCAGCCUGCAUAUAUUUAUGAUAGUUCAGUGCCAUUAGCGUUUUUUUUUUUCAACAAUUCAUCAUUUGAACACUGUAUUACGUAUCUUGAAAAGUGACAUUAUACCGAUUUUUUUUUGGCAAUGUAUUGGUUUUUUUGUGACGUUAUGUAUUUUUUCUAUAAGAUGUUAACUUAGCACUAGCUGAUAGACACGUUGUGAAUUCGUUUUGUAGUUGUAAGUGUUGAAUAAACGUCACGAGGCUUCAGUUAUCAAUGUUUGGCUAUGAUGUGAUGUAAAAUCUGCUUCAGAGAUGGCAUUACUGGAGGUCUAAGCUGUAAGUUGUAUGUGUUGAUGAUAAUUCCAUUGGAUUCUUGUCUCAAAUACACUUACUUGAGAUUCAAGGCAAGAAAUUAGUUGCACAUCUACUUUUUCUUAUCUAUUCUGGAAAUUACUUAUGCAAAUUUGAUGAAUUUCAAAAAUGAGAGAGAUACGUCAUACACAUGCUAACAGUAAUUACACACAACGCGGGCUCGGUGAUGAUUUCCCGUAAUUUUCGUUUUUCGUAAUUUAUAACUUUGAACAUAACUUGUCUUCAGAAAGGACAACGUAUGAAUAACCCGUGGGGCACAGCUAAUAGAUAUACCUCAUUAGCAGCAUAUUCAGUAAUGAUUUUCUCACACAUCACUGAUUUUAUACACAUGCAGACCAAUACAUAUAAUCAUCCAGAUGCGAUCUUGCUAUUCAACCAACCUUCUUCUCAGAGAUAAAAACUACAGACCACUCGGCUUCACAUAACAUAAUAUGCAACCAACAAUGCAUGUAGUUUAGUUUAGUGACAUUUUUUCGGAAAUCGUACACAGCGUCAAAAAACUACACCUAUAUAUUCAUAGCUAAGACAGGACAACGUCUGUUCGUUCAGUUAGUAAUGUCAUAAAAACUAUACAAUAUCAUUUUUUAAGUUACGUAAUUCGGUUGCAGUGUUUAACAGAUAACUGGUUAAAAAAAACUAAGAAAAACUGGACUAUCAUGAAUCUAACGAGGUGGAAACCGAGUAUACCGAGAUGCGUUGUUUUCAAACCAAUAACACAAUGUUGCAGAAUUUUUGGUGAUCCUGUUGCUGUUCCACCUAAAAUCGGAGAAUCGUAAAGACCGAUCCUAAAUCAAUUAUAAACAAACUCAUCAAAAUAGAACCAUUAUUUGGACGCAGCAAACAAACCAAAAGCAUAGUGCAGGAAAAGGUGUAUUGUUUGGCAAUACGGUAAAUUACAGCGGCGCUCCGCGCCCUCCCCCACUGUUGCAAGGUGUCGCACGCUUCUUUCUCUCUCGUACACAUUGAAAGCAGCGCCCAAAAGCGUACAUGAAUUUCACUGUAUAUCAUAAAAGUUCCAUUUAACGUAAAAUAUUCCGAAUAUGGUGGCCUAAAAUUUUUAAAUUCAUGUAUGUAUGUUUUACUCCAAAUGUUAAUGCUUUCUCUAGCAUUUAAACUUAUUGUGAUUAAUUUUUUUAUUUUUAUAUAUGUCAUCUUUGGCCCUUUUAAUUACCAGUAAACUUAGUUUUUUUGUUAAUCCAACUAUAUCUGAAUUGAAGCAUCACCUCAGUAUUUUUAAUGUUCUUUUAAUGUGUUUGAUUUCUCAUUAGGUGUGAAAUGGCAUUAUAGGUACUUCUAGGUGCAAAUGACCAUCUUUUAGUUUUAUUUCUAUUUGUACAGAUAGAGCAUUUUAAUAGAAUAAUAACAUAGGAAAAUAUAGUACAGGAUGAAACUUGUUUAAGAUUUAGCUGUAAAGGAGUGUUGAAUCAUGAAAGUUUUUAUACCUGCCCGAAGUAUUAUUCUACAUUUCUGAUUUUCUUAGAGUAAAAUAAAGCUAGCUUCUCGCAUCCACAUCUUUAUUCCGAUUUAAAUUUUAUUUUUACAAUUUUUUGACAAUCUUAUUGUAACAUUUUAAUUUGUAUAUAAUUUCGGUAUUUUGCUAUUUAUAAUUUAUGAUAUUUAUUACGAUAAUUUUUAGAUGUAGUUAUUCUUG
Messenger RNA from Acanthoscelides obtectus, 20358 nucleotides. The record is from the annotation of a GenBank genome assembly. Lineage: Eukaryota; Metazoa; Arthropoda; Insecta; Coleoptera; Chrysomelidae.